This is a messenger RNA of Paramuricea clavata, 218 nucleotides long. The record is from the annotation of a GenBank genome assembly. Lineage: Eukaryota; Metazoa; Cnidaria; Anthozoa; Malacalcyonacea; Plexauridae.
AUGGCUGCGCCGGGAGAGUUUCAGCGCGCUGAUGUCUAUUUGGUUAAAAGGUGGAAACGAGUACAAUAUCUCGCGAAUCAAUUUUGGGAAAGGUGGCGAAAGGAAUUCCUACUGGCACUUCAACAAAGACAGAAGUGGAAUACUCCUCGUCGUAACAUACAGAAAGGAGACGUGGUGCUGCUGAAAGAAGAUUCUGCACGUAAUCAAAGGAGAACAGC